ACUAAUUACGAGUAUAGUAUUUUAUGUUUGAGGAAAGAUUCAAACACAAAAAUACAAAAACCUCACUUCAAUGUGUCUUACAAAGAUGGAUAAUUCCAAAAAGUCAUCAACCUUUUUUUCACAAAUCCCCCCUUCAAUUAUCCUCACCACUCAUUUUUUUUUCUUCCUUUUCUAACUGGCAAUUCUUACAUUCUUUGCCAUGUGAUGAGUGAUCAUGCUUCAAUUCUCUUUAAUUAAUCAUACAUCUUCUUCAUCAUCAUCUUCCAUGUCUUCUAAACGCUCUAUUGUUGAGUUUACUCCUGUCUCAGAUGAACCUCAGGUUCUUCUUACUAAACGACCUCGUAACGAAAGGGAAGAGGAGGAAGAAGAAGCAGCAGCAGCAGCAGCAGAGGAGGUAGUUCUCCUUGACGCCGAUUCCAUCGGCCUUCGCCUUCUCGGCUUGCUCCUCCAAUGCGCUGAGUGCGUUGCCAUGGAGAAUCUCGACGAAGCUGCUAGUUUAUUACCAGAAAUCGCUGAGCUUUCUUCCCCGUUCGGCUCGUCGGCUGAGCGAGUCGCUGCUUACUUCGCUGAAGCUCUAUCGGCCAGAAUCAUCAGCUCUCAUCUCCGAUUUUACUCUCCACUUAACCUCAAAGUCCUAACUCUCACGCAUUCCCAAAAGCUAUUCACUGCUCUGCAAUCGUACAAUACAAUAAGCCCGCUCAUCAAAUUCUCUCACUACACAGCGAAUCAAGCUAUUUACCAAGCAUUAGAAGGUGAAGAUCACGUCCACGUCAUCGAUCUCGACAUCAUGCAAGGUCUUCAAUGGCCAGGAUUGUUCCAAAUCCUCUCCUCUCGAUCGAGGAAGCUCCGUUCCAUCAAAAUCACCGGCGUCGGAUCCUCCACGGAAUCGCUCGAAUCCACCGGCCGGAGACUCACCGAAUUCGCCAACUCGUUCGGGCUUCCGUUCGAGUUUCAACCACUGGAAGGCAAAAUCGGACACAUCACAGACCUGACUCAACUGGGAGUGAAAAUUGGGGAAACUACAGUUGUCAAUUGGAUGCAUCAUUGCCUUUACGAUAUCACAGGGAGUGAUUUAGGUACUUUCAGAUUGUUGAAUUUGUUAAGGCCGAAAUUGAUAACGCUGGUUGAACAAGAUCUGAGUCAUGGAGGGAACUUUUUAGGCCGAUUCGUUGAGGCAUUGCAUUAUUACUCGGCUUUGUUUGAUGCGUUAGGGGAUGGAUUGAGGGAGGAGAGUGUAGAAAGGCAUACGGUGGAGCAGCAAUUGUUCGGUAGCGAAAUCAGGAAUAUUGUUGCGGUAGGUGGGCCCAAGAGGAGCGGGGAAAUACCCGUAGAGAGAUGGGGCGAUGAAUUGAAACGAAUCGGGUUUUUACCCGUUUCGUUAUCGGGUACAGCAGCUGCUCAAGCUACAUUGUUGUUGGGUAUGUAUCCAAGAGGGUAUACUUUGGUGGAGGAAAAUGGGUGUUUGAAAUUGGGAUGGAAGGAUUUAUCUUUGUUGACUGCCUCUGCAUGGCAACCGUGUGAUUAACAUUCCCUUUUUUUUUUUUUUUGUUGCUUCAAUUUGAAGUGUUGGGAUUAUGUUUAUUGGUGCAAAUACCAUAAUUGUUGUCCUAAAAGGAAUUGGAUUGGACAUACUAAUAAGCGAAGUGCUCUUGUUCA
This is a messenger RNA of Solanum dulcamara, 1656 nucleotides long. Its product is annotated as scarecrow-like protein 23. Gene Ontology annotation, cellular component: nucleus. Gene Ontology annotation, biological process: bundle sheath cell fate specification; leaf development; regulation of DNA-templated transcription. NCBI's taxonomy places the organism in Eukaryota, Viridiplantae, Streptophyta, Magnoliopsida, Solanales, Solanaceae. The record is from RefSeq and is a predicted model, not a curated record. Gene Ontology annotation, molecular function: DNA-binding transcription factor activity; sequence-specific DNA binding. Bases 215 to 1525 code for a protein of 436 amino acids. The transcript has a single exon.